Messenger RNA from Salvia miltiorrhiza (redroot sage), 1792 nucleotides. Its product is annotated as zeatin O-glucosyltransferase-like. NCBI's taxonomy places the organism in Eukaryota, Viridiplantae, Streptophyta, Magnoliopsida, Lamiales, Lamiaceae. The record is from RefSeq and is a predicted model, not a curated record. The transcript has a single exon. The coding region runs from base 201 to 1568 and encodes 455 amino acids. Gene Ontology annotation, molecular function: UDP-glycosyltransferase activity.
AAAAAUAAAUAUUUUUCAUAUAAACUUAAUUAACAGGACCAUUUUAAAUUUCAUUCUAUUUUAAAACUUAAAAUGCUAAAAAGUUGAGGCUCAAUUAGACACGUCCAAAAACUUAUAUAGACUGCAAAGUUCAUCCAAAAUAAUCAAAAGAUACAUAUAUACUAUAAUUAGUAGUAGUAUUGAGUGGUCUUGCCUAAUCCAUGGCGAAAUCUAAAGUUGCGGUUGUGAUUGUGCCACUUCCCGCCCAAAGCCACCUCAACCAGCUCCUCCACCUCGGCGCCGUGCUAUCCUCCCGCGGCCUCCCCGUCCACUUCGUCGGUUCCGCCACCCACAACCGCCAGGUCAGACUCCGCGCCGCUGGCCUAAAACCCAGCGCCGCCGCCAAAAUCAAAUUCCACGACUUUCCAACUUCGCCAAUCGCGGCGCCGGAACCAGACACGACUACUGCAGACAAACUCCCCAUCCAUCUAGCGCCAGCUGUCACGGCUUACAUGGAAUUGAGCAGCCCGAUCUGCUCGCUCGUGCGUGAGCUCUCCGUGGAAGCUUCUAAAAUCGCCGUGAUUUACGAUAGGCUCGUUUCUCCGGUGGUUAAGGAUGCCGUCGCGAUUGAAAACGUCGAAUCGUACGCCUUCUCCUGCUUGUCGGCGCUGAAUUUGUUCUGCGUUUUCUGGGAGAACUUGGGAAGGCCGUUCGAUGUGGCAGGGGAGAUUAAUCGUUGGCCUUCUGUGACGGAAUUUUUUCCGGAAUCUACUCUCAAAUUCAUCGCAACUACGCCUGCGCAUUUUGAUGAGAGAUGUGGGGAUAUAUAUAACACGAGCAGAUUGAUUGAAGCUAAAUACAUCGAUCUUCUUCGGAGAGAAGAGAUCGGCGGCGGGAAGAAGCAGUUCGCGAUCUGGCCGAUUUGGCCGCGAAAUUUACACUAUGCGAAAUCACGACAUGAGUGUUUGGAAUGGCUGGAUCGGCAAUCUUCGAGAUCAGUUAUAUAUGUGAGUUUCGGGAGCAGUAUUUCAAUGACGAAAGAAGAGAUCGGAGAGCUGGCGGCGGGGCUGGAGCAGAGCGGGGAGAAGUUCAUUUGGGUGGUGAGGGAGGCGGAUAGGGCGGAUAUAUUCGCCGGAGAGGGCCGGGGGAUUGAGCUGCCGUUAGGGUUUGAGGAGAGGGUGAGAGAGAGGGGCAUUGUGGUGAGAGAUUGGGCGCCGCAGCUGGAAAUUCUCGCGCAUCGAUCGACCGGCGGGUUCAUGACACACUGCGGCUGGAAUUCGUGCUUCGAGAGCAUGAUUUAUGGGGUUCCGGUGGCGGCGUGGCCGAUGCAUUCCGAUCAGCCGUUGAAUGCGAUUUUAUUGACGGAAGUUUUGGGGAUUGGCGUGGUUGUGAGGGAGUGGGAGGCGAGGGAGGAGGUGGUGGGUGCUGCGGUGAUCGAGGAUGUGGUGGGGAGGCUGCUGUCGACGGAGGAAGGAGCGGAGAUCAGGAAGAGGGCGGAGGAGGUGAGCGCCGCCGUCAGGAAAUCGAUGGAGGAAGGUGGUGAGUUAUGCAGAGAACUCGAUUGUUUUAUUGCCCAUAUUACUAGAUAGGAAGUUGAUUUAUUUUUUUUCCAAAAGAGAUCGAUAAGUAGUUCUCUGUUCUUGUCUAAAAAUAUACUAUAACCAUUACGCAACUAUAAUCUUGAAAUAUUUGUAUUUUAUUUUAGUUGCUUUAUUACCUGCAAAAAAAAAAAAAUAGUACUUGCUUUAUUAAUAGAUCGAGCAAAAAAAAGAACUUUAUCAUAUUUUAUUUAUGAAUAUUUUUAUAUAUUGUG